Molecule: messenger RNA, 6800 nt
Organism: Tribolium madens (black flour beetle)
Lineage: Eukaryota; Metazoa; Arthropoda; Insecta; Coleoptera; Tenebrionidae
Gene: rudimentary
Product: CAD protein
Exons: 9
Coding region: 191-6793 (2200 amino acids)
Biological process (GO): L-glutamine metabolic process; L-citrulline biosynthetic process; 'de novo' pyrimidine nucleobase biosynthetic process
Cellular component (GO): cytosol; cytoplasm
Molecular function (GO): dihydroorotase activity; aspartate carbamoyltransferase activity; metal ion binding
Source: RefSeq, a predicted model, not a curated record
AAUUCAUUUCCUGAACAAACACAGUCGCGAAAAGACGUCUCAGCUGUUUUGCAUUUGUAAUAAGAAAAAAAAUCGAGUGUCAUGUUUUGUUAUUGCUAAUUCCUUUUAAGAAAAGUGUAGUGCAUUUAAUAUAAGUCUUUGGUACCUCGUGGUACCACUUUAAUUAAUUCAGGGUUUUGAGAUUUCUAAAAUGACGAAAAGUGACGAAAGACACACUUGUUUUCUUCUUCUCGAAGAUGGGACAAUACUACCUGGUGAAUCAUUUGGGGCAAGAAACCAAAUCGAUGGGGAAGUUGUUUUUCAGACGGGCAUGGUCGGUUACCCCGAAUCUCUAACCGACCCCAGCUACCAUGCCCAGAUUCUUGUUCUCACAUACCCCCUUGUGGGUAAUUAUGGUGUCCCCAAAUCGGUCCAAGAUCCACAUGGGUUACCCUAUUUUUUUGAGUCUCACCGAAUUUGGGCUGCUGGCCUCGUCGUAGGUGAACAUUGCGACAAUCCGAGCCAUUGGCACAAUUUCAGGACUCUUUCUGAUUGGAUGAAAUCGGAAAAUGUCCCCGGGAUUCAAGGAAUUGAUACUAGAGCCCUUACCAAGAAAAUUCGCGAAAAAGGGACGAUUCUAGGGCGUAUUGUUUACAAUUUGCCUAUUGUGACCGAAAAUUUAAAAAUUGUUGAUCCCAAUUUGAGGAAUUUGGUCGAGGAAGUGUCAGUUAAGAAAAUUGUGACGUACAAUUCUGGGGGAAGUCCAAGGAUUUGUGCAGUUGAUUGUGGUUUGAAAUAUAACCAAAUUCGGUGUUUGAUAAGUAGGGGAGCUCGAGUCGAUUUAGUACCAUGGGAUCACAAAUUAAACGUUAAUGACUAUGAUGGUCUCUUUCUUAGUAAUGGUCCAGGAGACCCAACCAUGUGUCAAACCACAAUCAACAACAUCAAAGACGUAAUGAAGGGACCAACGAUUAAACCAAUUUUUGGUAUUUGUCUCGGCCACCAACUCCUUUCAGUCGCUAUAGGUUGCAAAAGCUACAAGAUGAAAUAUGGUAAUCGUGGACACAACCAGCCAUGCACCCAUAAUGGUACCAAACGUUGUUACAUGACGUCCCAAAACCACGGUUUUGCUAUCAAUACUGAUACACUUCCCAACGAUUGGGAAAUCCUCUUCACUAAUGCUAACGACAAGAGUAACGAAGGGAUAAUCCACUCCAAACUCCCAUUUUUUAGCGUUCAGUUCCACCCUGAACACACAGCCGGCCCCCAAGACCUUGAAUGUCUUUUCGAUGUGUUCCUAGACUUGGUUAAAAACCCUAAACAGACGGCGAAAAUCCUCCUCACUCAAAAACUGACCUAUUUGGGAACCCCCCAUUUGCCCGAAAGGCCCAAAAAGGUUUUAAUAAUCGGCUCUGGGGGUCUAUCAAUCGGCCAAGCGGGCGAGUUUGACUAUUCCGGCUCUCAAGCCAUUAAAGCCCUCCGUGAGGAAAACAUCCAAACUGUUUUGAUAAACCCCAACAUCGCGACAGUUCAAACAUCUAAAGGUUUGGCCGAUAAAGUUUAUUUUUUGCCUCUAGUACCCGAGUACGUUGAACAAGUUAUCAGGGUUGAGCGCCCCGGAGGCGUCUUAUUAACAUUUGGGGGGCAAACAGGUCUCAAUUGUGGAGUCGAGCUGCAAAAAAACGGUAUUUUCGACAAGUACAAUAUCCAAAUUUUGGGGACCCCAAUCCAGGCUAUUAUUGAUACCGAAGACCGGAAGAUUUUCACAGAACGAAUUGCAGCGAUUGGAGAAAAGGUAGCUCCAAGCAUGGCUGCACAUUCCGUCGAGGAGGUUUUGGACGCAGCUGCGCAAUUGGGAUAUCCAGUCAUGGCCCGAGCUGCGUUUUCUCUAGGGGGACUUGGAUCCGGUUUUGCCAACACUCAAGACGAACUUAAGACUUUGGCUGUUCAAGCUUUAGCCCACUCGAGUCAACUUAUUAUAGAUAAGUCACUCAAAGGAUGGAAAGAAGUCGAGUAUGAGGUCGUGAGGGAUGCAUUCGACAAUUGCAUCACAGUGUGUAAUAUGGAGAACGUCGAUCCUUUGGGGAUACACACAGGAGAGUCGAUUGUGGUCGCCCCAAGUCAGACUCUCUCAAAUCGGGAGUACAACAUGUUAAGAACUACUGCGAUUAAAGUCAUUAGACAUUUCGGAGUCAUAGGGGAAUGCAACAUCCAAUAUGCCGUUAAUCCCAACUCUGAAGAGUUUUACAUUAUUGAGGUUAAUGCCAGGUUGUCUCGAAGCUCGGCUUUGGCUAGUAAAGCAACAGGGUACCCACUUGCGUACAUUGCCGCCAAAUUAGCCUUGGGUGUACCCCUCCCCGAUAUAAACAACUCUGUCACAGGGGUCACCACUGCGUGUUUUGAGCCAAGUCUUGACUACUGCGUCGUCAAAAUCCCGCGUUGGGACUUACACAAAUUCUCACGAGUGAGUACCAAAAUCGGGAGCUCGAUGAAAAGUGUAGGAGAGGUUAUGGCAAUUGGGCGAAAGUUCGAAGAAGCAUUCCAGAAGGCGUUGCGAAUGGUUGACGAAAAUGUGAUGGGAUUUGACCCUUAUCUCAAAGAAGUCAACGAUGAGGAAUUGAAGGAACCCACAGAUAAAAGGAUGUUUGUGGUGGCGGCGGCUCUCAAAAAAGGGUACUCCAUCGAUAAGCUCUACGAGUUGACCAAAAUUGAUCGUUGGUUUUUGGAGAAGAUGAAGAAAAUAGUCGAUUGGACCACAUUUUUGGAAACCAUAGACCAGUUGCAUCUGUCGCAUGAUAUUUUAUUGAAGGCUAAACAGAUUGGGUUUUCUGAUAAGCAAAUCGCUACUGCUGUGAAGAGUACUGAGUUAGCCAUCAGGAAACAAAGAGAGGAGUUUGGGAUUAAGCCAUAUGUCAAACAAAUUGACACAGUGGCGGCGGAAUGGCCGGCCACCACUAACUAUCUCUACUUGACAUACAAUGCUUUUGAGCACGACUUGACUUUCGAGGAAAAACACACUAUGGUCAUAGGAUCGGGGGUUUACCGCAUCGGGAGUUCAGUGGAGUUCGAUUGGUGUGCUGUUGGGUGUCUCCGGGAGUUGCGCCGAUUAGGUCGCAAAACAAUAAUGAUUAAUUACAACCCGGAGACAGUCAGUACCGACUACGACAUGUCAGAUCGCCUCUACUUUGAAGAAAUCUCUUUCGAGGUUGUGAUGGACAUUUACAAUAUUGAGGACCCGGUCGGUAUCAUCCUCUCAAUGGGUGGCCAACUCCCCAACAACAUAGCUAUAGACCUACACCGGCAACAAGCCCGGAUUUUGGGUACUUCCCCCGACUCGAUCGAUGGUGCAGAAAACCGAUUUAAAUUUUCACGAAUGUUGGACCGAAUCGGGAUUAUGCAGCCCCGUUGGAAGGAACUCACUAAUCUCAAAUCAGCGAUCGAGUUUUGCGAAGAAGUGGGGUACCCUUGUUUGGUACGACCCUCGUAUGUCUUGAGUGGCGCUGCCAUGAAUGUGGCCCACUCGAACCAAGACUUGGAAACGUAUUUGAACGCUGCUAGUGACGUUAGUAAGGAACAUCCGGUUGUCAUUUCGAAAUUCAUCCUCGAAUCGAAGGAAAUCGACGUUGACGCGGUCGCCUGUGACGGGGUUAUUCUCUGUAUGGCCGUCUCGGAACAUGUGGAAAACGCUGGGGUUCACUCCGGGGACGCAACACUGGUCACUCCACCGCAGGAUAUCAACGAUGAAACUUUAGGGAAGAUUACACAGAUUUGUAAAGCUAUAGCGGCCUCUUUGGAAGUUACUGGACCUUUCAAUAUGCAAUUGAUCGCCAAAGACAAUGAUUUAAAAGUGAUUGAGUGUAAUGUGCGAGUUUCGCGUUCUUUUCCUUUUGUUUCUAAAACUUUAGAUCAUGAUUUUGUCGCGAUGGCGACUCGAGUGAUGGUUGGAGAGUUGGUACAACCGGUGGAUGUGCUCGCGGGUUGUGGCAAAGUGGGGGUUAAGGUGCCCCAAUUUUCGUUUUCGCGUCUCGCGGGUGCUGAUUUUAUGUUAGGUGUUGAGAUGGCGUCAACUGGGGAAGUUGCCUGUUUUGGGGACAAUCGGUACGAGGCAUAUUUGAAGGCCAUGAUGAGUACUGGAUUUAGUAUCCCCGAAAAAUCAAUUUUAUUAUCAAUUGGAAGUUUCAAGCAUAAAAUGGAAUUGUUGCCCAGCAUGAGAGAGUUGCAAAGAAUGGGAUAUAAGUUAUAUGCAAGUCUGGGCACCGCUGAUUUUUACAAUGAACAUGGAGUUAAAGUCGAGUCAGUACAAUGGACUUUUGAAAACAUUGAUGCCAUAACGAGUCAAGGAGAACUUAAACACUUGGCAGAGUUUUUAUCAAAGAAACAAUUUGAUUUGGUUAUUAAUCUUCCCAUGCGAAAUGGGGGUGCGCGAAGAGUGUCUUCUUUCAUGACACAUGGGUACAGAACCCGGCGUUUGGCUAUAGACUACUCUAUUCCUCUCGUKACCGACGUCAAAUGUACUAAACUUCUAGUAGAGGCUUUGAGACGUAUUGGAAAAGCUCCUCCUCCAAUGAAAACACACACGGAUUGUAUAUCUUCUCGCCGACUGGUCAAGCUACCAGGGCUCAUCGACACCCAUGUUCAUGUCAGAGAACCCGGAGCUACUCACAAGGAAGACUACGCCUCUUGCACCGCUGCUGCUUUGGCAGGAGGAGUCACCAUGAUUUGUGCGAUGCCUAACACUAAUCCUGCUGUCACAAAUCAGGAAACUCUAAAGCUAGUCAAAGAUAUAGCACGGAAAAAUGCCCGAUGUGAUUAUGCUAUCUACAUGGGGGCCUCCUCAGACAACUACUCCACAAUAUCAGAACUAGCACACGAAGUCGCAGGUCUCAAAAUGUACCUCAAUGAGACUUUCACAACCUUGAGACUCAACGAUCUUAAUACGUGGGGCAAACACUUGGCAAAUUGGCCCAAAAAAGCCCCGAUUUGUGUACAUGCAGAAGGCCAAACSACUGCUGCUAUUAUCUUGAUGGCAAGUUUGCAAAAUCGGCCAAUUCACAUCUGUCAUGUUGCUCGAAAAGAAGAAAUUUUGAUUAUUAAAGCGGCAAAAGAGAAAGGCUUGAAUAUCACCUGUGAGGUUUGCCCUCACCACCUAUUUUUAUCAACUGAAGAUAUUAAAACUUUGGGGGUGUGCAAAAGUCAAGUUCGACCGGUGUUAAUGUCACUAGAGGACCAACAAGCCCUUUGGGAUAAUUUACACAUGAUUGAUUGUUUUGCCACCGAUCAUGCCCCUCAUACUCUGGAGGAGAAGACCAGUUCGAACCCUCCCCCAGGUUUCCCCGGGCUUGAAACCAUCCUCCCUUUACUCCUAAAUGCAGUUAACGAAAAGAAAUUGACCYUUGAUGAUAUUAUCACCAAGUUUUAUCUGAAUCCGAAGAGAAUUUUCAACUUGCCGGACCAACCUAACACUUAUGUUGAAAUCGAUUUGGAUGAGGAGUGGACUAUUCCCGACACAACGGCUUAUAGUAAAGCAYAAUGGACUCCUUUUGCCGGCAGAAAGGUUAAGGGGGCUGUUCACCGGGUUGUCCUACGAGGAGAAGUGGCCUUCGUCGACGGCCAAAUUUUGGUCCAGCCCGGUUUUGGGCAAAACGUCCGAAAUUGGGAAUCGAAAAAAACCUACGACGAGGUUGUAAACCCUCCCGUUGUUACCGGUGGGGAGUACAACGACGGCCAGACUAACGAAAUUUUCAAGAAAUUGUUAUCCGGGGGUGGAAAAGUCCAAUUCUCUGCCACUAACGAACUCCACGUUGAUAGUCGACUUGGCGUCACCUCCCCCACCCCUGUGGGCCCCCGUAUCCGCACUGAUAGUUUCUCCCAAAUGGAGCAACCCCACCACAGUCUUGCUAAUAAACACAUCAUUUCGGUCGAUAUGUUCACCAAAGACCAACURAAUGAUAUUUUCAACUUGGCCCAAUCUUUUCGAGUUAAUGUCAGUAAGGAUCGACCAGUUGAUCACAUURUGAAGGGGAAAGUCAUGGCYUCCAUUUUCUACGAGGUUAGUACUCGGACGAGUUGCAGUUUCGCGGCUGCUAUGCAYAGAUUGGGAGGUGGGGUGAUUUAUAUGGACGAGACAAGUUCUUCGGUGAAYAAAGGGGAGACUUUGGAGGAUUCAGUUGCAGUCAUGGCGGGGUAUUCCGAUGUUGUUGUGUUGAGGCAUCCGACUCCUGGAUCGGUUAUGAGGGCGUCCCACCACUGCCGUAAACCCCUGAUCAACGCCGGUGACGGAAUUGGCGAACACCCAAGUCAAGCCCUGCUUGAUAUUUUCACAAUUCGGGAAGAAAUCGGUACUGUCAACGGUCUCACCAUUACUCUAGUUGGUGAUUUGAAAAAUGGACGCACUGUACAUUCCCUUGCACGUUUGUUGACACUAUACAACGUGCAACUGCGUUACGUAAGCCCUCAGAGUUUGAAAAUGCCYAGUCAUAUAACCAGCUUUGUGYCCUCUAAAGGGAUACCUCAAAACGAAUAUAGUACCCUUGAAGAGGUACUCCCAGAUACCGAUGUAUUGUAUAUGACUCGAAUUCAGAGAGAACGGUUUAGUUCCCAAGAGGAGUACGAUAAGGCUUGUGGCCACUUCAUCGUAACCCCACAAUUAAUGACAAGGGCCAAGAGAAAAAUGGUAGUGCUUCACCCCUUGCCCAGGGUYUUUGAAAUCAGUCRUGAGUUUGAUACAGACCCUCGAGCAGCCUAUUUCAGACAGGCAGAAUGUGGGAUGUAUGUCAGAAUGGCUCUUUUAGCCAUGGUUUUAGGGAAGUGUUAAUUCGAAA